AUGCCUCGACCACGACGCGAGCCCUUAGACAAGCCGAAGCCCCUCAUCAUGAAGCUAGACGAUUGGCUUGACGCGGAGCAGAACCACAAGCUGCUAGCCGAGCACAACGAGGCCCAAGAAGAAGCCGGGAGACGCGAGGGCACCGUCUUCAAGCAAGGGUCCUUUCAAAGGCUCUCAAAGUGGUUUGAAGAAGACGUACAAACGUACAGGGAUCAGACUUUCAAAAACGCACUCGAAGUGUCGUUCGCUCCUUCUAUGUAUGACCCAUGCCCCAAGCCUUUGGAUGAGCUCAAGAAGGUCAUGAUCAAAGACUUGGGUUGUGGACAACGUGAUAUCGACUCCUACAUACUCGUUAAAACGGUCAACAGGGCAGCUACGCUGUCUUCUUUCUUCAUGGCCAUUGUCACUGACGAGAAUGAUAACCUUGUUUUGUUGCGAAUUGCGAUGGAGGCGUUUCAUUCGCAUGACGUUCUGGUUCUUCCCUUGGAUACGGUUUUGCUGGUCAAGCAACCCCGCUUGGAAUACAUUUCGCACAAGCAGUACGAGAUCAAUGUUCAUCAUGUCUCUGAUAUCAUGUUCAUUGCCCCAACUGAUGAAAUGAUCCCUUUGGCUUGGAGGAAGGAGAAGUACAAGAAUGUCUCCAACUGGUCGUUUGACAAAUGGCUUGACCUGGGCGAGAAAGCCAGCAACAAGUUUGAACAGGGAUUAUCAAUCCAAUGGUGCAACCAAGCCAUGAAGCGUUCGCCACCCGAGGAGGAUGCCAAUUUUAUCCAUGCCCUUCGUUCAAAUGGAAAUAUGUCGACUCGCCGAUUGGACGCAGCUCUGAGUGAUAUUCAGAAAGCCAUCGUUAUUCCAAACUUCAAAGAGCAUGUCCUGCGCCGCAUGGGACAGAUCUUGUACAGGCGUGGAUCGUAUGAGGAAUGUAUCGAGAUAGCCAGGAAGCUUCGGAGGGCUUUUCCGGGGUAUCGCACGGAUAAGAUCCUUAUGGUUCAAGCCAAAAGAAGAGUGGCAGAGAAACUGCAUGGUGCCUAUGAUUUCUGGGACAUGCAGCGUGGCGCCUCGUACAGCCAGGCCCUUGUCUUGGAUCACGCCAGUCAGGACAUGCAGCGAGGCGCCUUGUGCGGCCAGGCCCUUCUCUUGGAUCAUGCCAGUCACACAGGACCGGUGGCCGUUAGGGAGAGCAACUUGCAUGGACGAGGUCUAUUCACGACCAAGGACGUCAAAAUCGGCGAGCUCCUUCUAUGUGAGAAGGCCUUUUCGUACGUCGUCGAGGAUCCCAACGGGAGGGUGAUUGCCUUUGACGGUCCCUUCCACCCAUGGUCUCGACCCCGAGUUCUUGAUACUGUCCAAAUCAACACUGAAACCAAGACAAUUAUCCGAGGACCACUGCUUGACCUAGCACUCGAGGUCAUCACGAAGAUGCACAAGAAUCCGUCUCUGAGAUCUCAGAUCACUGAUCUAUACAGCGGCAGCCUCGACGGCAUGAAGCCGGGUGACGAAAACUCAGUGAAUAGCUUCCAAGUCAUGCAAGUAAUCUCGCUGAAUGGUUUCGGCGCCCCAAUGACCACCAGAUCGAUGCAUCUUUACAACGGCAAUGAUAAAAAGGUGAUAUAUAGGUACAUCUGCCACGGUAUCUGGCCUCAGGCCUCCUACAUCAACCACUCAUGCGUCUGCAAUGUGCGCCGCGCUUUCGUCGGUGACAUGAUGAUUAUACGGGCCGCGCAGGAUAUCCCCGCCGGCACUGAACUGACUUUCUGGUACACUGUGCCGUCCCAGACUAGAGUGACCGACACCAGCCACUGGGGAUUCGAAUGCAGCUGCGUCCUAUGUGUCGACCUGCGCGAUACACCUGGUUGGGUGCUUCAAGCUCGGGAGUCCGCACGCUCUGGUCUUUGGAAACGCAUUAGACCAGACUGUAUGGGUGAAUACGAUGAGCUUGAGAAGGAGCUUGCGGAUUUCUCGUCACUGUUCGUGACGCCUGCGCGGGUGGUUCCGUGGUUUGCAGCUUGGGAUUUGUACUUCGAAGCUGCAACUAUGUUUGAUAAGGCACACGAAGAUGGCCACUCAAUCCGCUGGGCCCUUGAGGGGCUAAAGGCGUGCGGGUUUGUCAUUGAAGGGUGGGAGCCACGGGGAACUGAACUGAGAGUCGAGAAGUGGGGUGUCGUGCUCGAGGAGCAGAUUGAAAUCUGGCUCCUCUUGUUCUUCUGUCUGACUCGAGUUGCGCCCGGGCUGGCCCCGACAGCGGAAAAGUAUGCCCGCCUUACAUACUUGCUGUGUGUUGGGGAAGACGCUUCGUUUGAGCGGACUGUGGGCCAGCAAUCGGGCCGCUUCUGGCCCCACACCUGA
Molecule: messenger RNA, 2346 nt
Organism: Penicillium salamii
Lineage: Eukaryota; Fungi; Ascomycota; Eurotiomycetes; Eurotiales; Aspergillaceae
Source: the annotation of a GenBank genome assembly